CCUUGUUCAGAGACAAUUGUGAUGUGAUCUUGUGGCCUCUGUGGUGGGAGUUGCAACUUCCUUUGUGUCCCGUUCCCUGCCCGGGUGACGCCUGGCACCCGGAGAUCAACAGCCUUGCUAACAACGGCCCCUCUGACUCCCAGGAACUCUUUGCUGAAUUUGGAACCCUGAAGAAGGCAGCUGUGCAUUAUGACCGCUCUGGUCGGAGUUUAGGAACGGCAGAUGUGCACUUUGAGCGGAAGGCAGAUGCCUUGAAAGCGAUGAAACAGUACAACGGAGUCCCAUUGGAUGGCCGCCCCAUGAAUAUCCAGCUGGUCACGUCACAGAUAGACACACAGCGAAGACCUGCACAGAGCAGUAUAAACAGAGGCGGUAUGACUAGAAACCGUGGGUCCGGGGCUUUCGGUGGUGGCAGCCGGAGAGGCACCCGUGGUGGCAGCCGGGGACGAGGCAGAGGAACUGGCAGGAGUUCGAAGCAGCAGCUCUCGGCAGAGGAGUUAGAUGCCCAGUUGGAUGCUUACAAUGCCCGGAUGGAUACUAGCUAAACCCAUGGCAGCCCAUGCGCGCACAGAACAAACCCAGACAUCUCACCCAUGCUUCCUGCCGGGAGAGGGAGGGUUGGCGGGCCUUGACUGGGCUCCAGUGAUGGAUUUGUUUCAUUUAUGUUUUAAAAUAGGAUUUAAAAGCUCAUGUAAAGGUUUUUUCUUUUCUUUUUUUAAUUUUGAAACAGACAUGUUUUGUACCGAGUUAUUUUUGGGAUAAACUUUACUGUUUGCUGUUGUGGGGAAGGUGGCGUUUUCACCUUCGCCAUAAUAAAAUAGAACUGUGUGUAGAA
This is a messenger RNA of Echinops telfairi (small Madagascar hedgehog), 835 nucleotides long. It is a transcript of the gene ALYREF, whose product is annotated as Aly/REF export factor. The record is from RefSeq and is a predicted model, not a curated record. Gene Ontology annotation, biological process: mRNA export from nucleus. Gene Ontology annotation, molecular function: mRNA binding. Bases 261 to 545 code for a protein of 94 amino acids. The transcript is spliced from 4 exons. Gene Ontology annotation, cellular component: nucleus. Lineage: Eukaryota; Metazoa; Chordata; Mammalia; Afrosoricida; Tenrecidae.